UUUGAUUUCAACGUUAAUGGUUAUCAGUUAGAUGUCAAUCGCAUUGUUACAAACGUGACAUUACAGUAGAAAAUUUAAUAUUCAAUAUUUAAUUUCCAAUAUUAUAGUUUUUCGAUAUAAAAAGAUUCCUCUUUUCUGAAGAGCAACAUUAAAAAACCAAGUUAAAAACAUUACAUAUGUUCGCUGGGGCGUUUGUCCAUCGAAACAUAAUAAAUGUAUUUAAAAUGAAAUGGAAGUGUUCCUCCAUAAAUUUUGAAGUUCAGUUGAAGUCUUUCAAACACUUUAACAGCUACAGUUAACAGUUCAUCAACAGUUAGUAAUUGGAUGUUUGCUAUUCAGUAACAUGUUGUAUGAAACAGAUUUUUGUAUAAGACGAAUUGCGAAAACUAUCGACCAAAGAAACUUUUGAAUGACACAAAUGGACUCAGCUUUCAUGCCUCUACAAACCAACAGAGUCUAAAGCUGAAAGAUUUGAAUUUUUUGUCCGUUUUUGACCAUUUUUGUCAAUGUGUGUAUAAAUAAGUGUGUUGGUUGUGUCUUUCUAUUAAUAGUAACAACCGAAAAAGUGACCCAUUUUGUUGCAUAUUAUAUUAAACUUAUAAUACAUUGAAUAUUUUUUCUCGGUCGCCAUCUAGUGCAGGUGACCUUUACAGCUAGCCCAGGUCAUCGCCUCUUUUAAACUCUAAUAUAAAGCUAUCAUCGGAGUUUUGCUGUGAUAAAUUUGAAACUCACUUUCAUUCAAACAGUGUUCCAGUGAAAAUCAUCUAUAAUUUCAGACCAACCAUGAGAAAUUUAUCAUCAUUCAUUUUGUGUAUUAUCUCAUUCAUCAAUGGAAUAUCCUGUUACUUGAUUCGAGUUGAAGACGAUGGACCUGUUACCCUUGAUUCCCCAAUCACUUUCACAGUUAAAAAUCUAACACCUGACCCAUUAUUAGAAUAUCGGUUCAAAUUUGAUCAGUUUAACCAUUGUCUCAAAUGAAAGUAGAGUUGAAUACUCAGUAAUAUUUGAAUCAUCUUCAACACCAAUAGCUUAUAAAUACAAUAUACAAUGUACGAUGUACAAUGUACGAUGCAAGUUGAUGUAUGGUAUCUCGAUGUUCCUUCACAUUUGUUCGCAACUACUUCUCACACUUUCCAGCUUUCAGAUUCUCUGGUUGGAUUUAUAAAUCAUGACCAAAACAUUUCUUGUAGAUUUUUGGAUAAGUAUUUUGUUUCUACUGAAAUGCCGGUUAAACUGACUGCUGAAAUUCAUGAUCUAUCUGGCUUUUUCACGGGACGAUUUGGAAUCCCAUCAGCCAAUUUAACUUAUAAAUGGAUCAUAAAUGGUUCACCACAAGAAGAAAACUCUAAGGUUAUUGAACCGACUUUUUCUGAGCCUCAACUGAACAACAUUUCAGUGAUUGUUACAGCAACUAAAACCAAUGGAAGUCGUCUUAUACAAAAAUCUGGUACAUUCAACAUCACACUGAAUAGCAAGCAGCCAAUUACUAAUUUGACUGUUGAUGGUCCCACCGAGGUUAAAGUGUUUGAAAGACUUCAACUAGACUUUAAAAUUCAUAGAGGAACACCUCCAUUCCUAUAUAGAUAUUCUUCUUGGAUGAAUCAAACUAAUACCAACAGUGAAUACGCUGAAAAGCACGGCAUAAAUGAAAGCUCCUUCUCAAUAAUUAAAAAUUUCAGCGAAAAAGGAACAAUAAGAUUAUACAUUGGUCUCAAAAAUGAUGUAUCAGCAUAUCCCAUGAUGAUGAACAUUAAAGUCCAUUAAAGUAUUUUAAACCCAUUCUGUGAAAUCUCGAGGGCAACACUUUCUCUGUUUGCUUGCUAAAAUUAAUGUCCCGUGUUUUUUCACCAAUCUAUUUGUAUUCAUAACUAGAAAAUACGCUCUUAUGUUGAAUAAAUUAAACAA
Molecule: messenger RNA, 1905 nt
Organism: Tetranychus urticae (two-spotted spider mite)
Lineage: Eukaryota; Metazoa; Arthropoda; Arachnida; Trombidiformes; Tetranychidae
Product: transmembrane protein 130-like
Cellular component (GO): plasma membrane
Source: RefSeq, a predicted model, not a curated record